UUUCAGGUAAUUCGACGUCAAGAAAGUGAAUUCCCAUCGGCGAAAACUCCAAAAGGAGAAAAGUUUUGAAAUAUGUCGAGCAAAGUUUGGCUAUUUUUUGAUGGAAGAAACACUGGAAAUGAUGCCAAAUGCAGUUUGUGUGGAUCGAUCAUCAAAAAAACCAAAUCAGGUUCAACUUCGCCCCAAAUUGCUCAUCUCAAGACCUUUCACGGGGAAGAAUGGAGCAGAGCUCUCGGAAAGGAGACAUCGUCGUCAAGAGAAAUUUCAGUUGAAAAGGAUCCUGAACCGGCUGAAAAUAAUGACGAUGAGACGACGAGAAUGGCUCCAGUUUUCUGGCAGAGGAAGAAAACGCAAAAUGAGCAAUAUAUGGACGAUAAUUCUGCAGAAGCAAGGUUGAUUACUACGACUAUUAUGGAAACAAUUGCUGUGGAUACGCUGUCGCUGAAUACAACAGAAUCCUGUGACUCAUUCGAUCUACCCACUUCUGUCCAAGUUUGCUCAAAAGUUUCUGAUUGCUCCUCCCGGAACAGCUGACGUCGAACGACUAUUUAGCACUGGAGGCCAGAUUUUAUCCAAGUACAGAAAGAGAUUGAGUCCGUGUCGCUUCAAAAUGUUAUUAUUCUUGAAAUGCAAUAUCCCACUGUUAAAUGAGAAUUAUAGAAGCAAAGUAAAAAUAUGUUCCAUUGAUGAGAAAGAGAUGACAGAGAAGUCAUCCGAUAAUGAUGACGAUGAUAUUCUGAUUGAAGUUGUUGAAGAGGAAGAAGAAGAGCAAUUGGUGGACGGAAACGAUAUGGAAGUAGAUGAUUCAGACUAUGAGGAUUCUGACAUUGAAGAGCUAUGAUUCUAAAAUGAUAUAAUCAAGAGAUGGUUUUGAUUGGUUUUAAACUUUUGUGUUGAACUUUUAUAUUGUUAAUUUAACUUGUUUUUUUUCUUUGUUGACUUUUCCUAAUAAAAUACUCGAU
Molecule: messenger RNA, 962 nt
Organism: Caenorhabditis elegans
Lineage: Eukaryota; Metazoa; Nematoda; Chromadorea; Rhabditida; Rhabditidae
Gene: F41B5.1
Product: BED-type domain-containing protein
Exons: 3
Coding region: 73-534 (153 amino acids)
Molecular function (GO): DNA binding
Source: RefSeq, marked reviewed